UGAUAACUCCCUCAUCGGGGCUACGUUGCGGUGUUGUCUCUUCGACUUUCGUCGUCUUCUUCUUUUCGCCGUCACUUUCAAACCCUGUACUUACCGCAGCGUCAAUGUAUGCGCGAGAGCCGGCACCACGUUCUAUUCUCCUUUGCUCUUCUCUUCUUUGACGUUCACCACACCUUUUCCUACGACUUAUCAGAAACCAUGGCUGCUUCUUUCUCCCUGGAAGAAAAGCGAUUUGUUCUCGCAGAGAUGAUCAAAUGCAGCACUGUUGAUAUUGAAAGGCUGGCACGAUUUGUUGAGUCCAAUGUGCUCGACCCAAAAUGGAUGACAAUGCAAAUACCAACAGGCCGCAACCUAGAACAGUGCAUGCAAGUCGCGAACCUCCUGUCGACAGCCCCAGGUUAUAGAUCCGCAAUGUCUCAGAAUGAUCAUUUGACCAACAACGGCAUGAACCACCCAAGACAGAUUGCGCCGAGGACGAGCCCUGGCGGCCAAACCCCUGUGGCCAUGCCGACGUCGCCUGGCAAUAUGUCCCCAUGGCCGCUGGCAGAUGGCGUUGAAGAUAGACGAACGGCUCCCUACGAAACUCCUAGCACUCAGCCCCCAAAGAAGCGAGGACGCCCGUCGCGAGUAGACCGAAAGACAGCCGCACCUGCACGACUCGCCACCAUCGCCCCCAAGCCCGCUCAGCCCAUCCCGGGCCCCAACACCCCUCGAACUAUUCUUCCAGCGACUCAACGACAGGACGAUGCUCAAACCCCUCAGCCGCCACCUCUAGUUCAUACUCUGCCUCCUCUUGAUUCGCCCCCCGGUAGGAAGAAGAGACGGACGGCCACAGGUGCAGUUUCCGUUUCUACCUCUCCUCCUGCCCCUCCUCCUGCCCCUCCUCCUGGGCCCUAUCUGCCUCCUGUUACUACGCCUCCAUCAUCCCUAGACCAUGGCAAUCGGCCGCGAGCACCGAGUGAGACAGACUCCACAGGCGUGCGCGAGUCGGGACAAAUACAACACUCUCGCCCAGUACCGCUCGAGCCGGAACCACGACAUCACCCUCUCAUGCCGGUAGGAUCUGCGGCACCGCCAUCUCAAAUCAAGGCCUGAAAAGGAGCCACAGCUCUCUAAUUUCACCUUUCAAGCAUUUCGGCCCAAGGCGUCAGAGAGAUGUCCCCACAAGAAUACGUUUUAUGUUUUUCGAUGCAGCAUCUCAACUUUCUUUCCUUCAGAGUGAUUUUAUAUACCCUCCAAUUUGUCUUUUUUAUCCUGUUUUAUGCGUCUGUUAUGUCGCUUUUCUUCAUCUUCUUCUUCCCCCCCUUUUCUUCCUUUCCUUGACUUUGCUGUGUGGGGGUGAAGCAUGCCAGCGGCGUCUGGUGGCUGCAUGGCCUGAGGAGUCGGCCUCUUUGACAUUUGGAAUCUAUAUGGAUGGAUUAAAUGAAACAAUGAUGAAACUGGGUUUGACAAACGAGUUUAGGCAAUCAUGAAUGAUAUGGUCUC
Trichoderma virens Gv29-8 is the source of this 1485-nucleotide messenger RNA. RefSeq lists its product as uncharacterized. The transcript has 4 exons. The coding region runs from base 199 to 1095 and encodes 298 amino acids. The record is from RefSeq and is a predicted model, not a curated record. NCBI's taxonomy places the organism in Eukaryota, Fungi, Ascomycota, Sordariomycetes, Hypocreales, Hypocreaceae.